AUGACGCGAUCCAAAGCCACUCUCUCUCCCCGUGAUGCUUUCACAAAGACUAUGCGCGCGAGGGCCCAGUUCGAGUGCACCAACUUCCGAGUGGCCAUGCUCAACGCAACCAAGGCUGAGAAGACCACCACGUCCCGCCGGAACCCCGGUCGCAUGGACGGCAUGACAUGGAACAGCGAUGCUUUCAUCUGUGAGGUUGACGACGGCGAUACAACACCCGAAUUUACUGAGAUUUGGGAGGUGUAUGUGCCGUCCGACUUUGACGACACGCCAUCUCGCAAUGUGCAACCUUUAACAAUUUCUCUUCUGGAUAUCGCGCGGCCCGCCAAGGCCAAGGGCGUGGCCAAGGACUUUGAGGUUGUUCAAGGGGUAAAGCGCGUGAUAGCGCUGGAAGAGUCAGAUAUCGAUCCCACUGAACAGUGGGAGGACGACUGGGAGGAUCUGUAUGACGAUGACGUACAGCUCAAGUUCCUGCACGCCAGCAGAAUGUGGCCGAAUCAGCUAUCAAAGUUCGCUCUUUUGGCUGCUCAAUACUUGGUACCAUCCCGAUCAACUUCCACCUGUCUUUCAACAUCCACCACUCUAGAGCACCUUAUCGACUGCUUCCAUCCUUUCACAGUUCCGGAAAGAAAAUACCCCGACUACCCAUCCUACGACGCAGCACAGCCAAACGCUACUCAACGACAAGCGUGGUCAGACGUCAUAACAGCAGUCUUAAACGUGGAUGGAAACUGCUCUUCAAUCUUUAUACCUCCCUCUAUCAACACAAUAAUAUCCGUCGCGCCAUUCACCGACUCGUCCGGCACCGCUUUUUGCGUACUCUACGAAUCUAGCGUCGAAUCGGGACAUUACGCGAAAGGAUGGGGCCUCUUCGUCGUUCCCGAACUACGUGCGGACGUUUCACGUUCUAUCCAUUUCUCUGCUCCACAUCCAGGAUGGCCCGGUGGAGACGGGGACACCCCACAGCAAGCAGCUUCCUUGUUCAAGGCGACGGGCGCGAAGAGCCUGCUCAUCACUGGGAGGAAGCGGACGGCUUCAAUAUUGCCUUCUGACUGCGUUACUUCUAGUCAAGGUGGUCAGCAUUACUAUAUGACGGAUCCUACUCAUAGCAUCCGCGAACCGUUCUUUGAUGCGAACUUGGCCAUCAUAGGGUGGCAGAACGAGAAUGGGGGGUGCCCUGCCACGUCGUGUGCUUUCAUUCAAAUGCAUGGGAAAGCGCCGACAACCUGCCCUUCUGAACAAGUGUUUCUAUCCGCUGGUCUGGGACGUGGCAAGGCGUCCAUCGCAUGGUACACCAACGACAUUGAUCGUCCCGUCAAGCGUCUGAAGACACAACUCAUACGAUCCUUUUCUCAUUGGAACAUAUCUCUUCCUUCGGACGACAGUUGCCUCCUUGCAGCGACAAAGAAUGUUGUAGGGAGGUACCUCAACAAUGUUGACCCUUCACAUGUAUGCAAUCAGGGGGCCACUGCACGGGGUGCAUCUGGCAAGUUCAUCCAUAUUGAACAGGCUGAAGUCUCAGUGGACCCUGCAAACUACGGUCCAUGGGCGGCCGCUUUGAGGGAGACGUUCGCGACAACGUAUAAUGCUGGUAAAGCUGCGGAUGCGAUUUGA
This is a messenger RNA of Laccaria bicolor S238N-H82, 1614 nucleotides long. RefSeq lists its product as uncharacterized. NCBI's taxonomy places the organism in Eukaryota, Fungi, Basidiomycota, Agaricomycetes, Agaricales, Hydnangiaceae. Bases 1 to 1614 code for a protein of 537 amino acids. The record is from RefSeq and is a predicted model, not a curated record. The transcript has 7 exons.